AUGGAGGAAGCAGAAGCAGUGGCCGACCAGAUAGGAAUACUGGCACGCCGAAUGCUGGUCACUGGCACACCCAAAGACAUAUGCAGCAAAUUUGGAGACCUGCUGCAAGUCAACAUUGUCGCCAAUCCGGCACCUGAUCUCACGGAUGGAGGUGGCCAGCGAAUCAUCGAGUGGAUUCGCAGCACAUUGCCCGAAGCUCACGUCGAAGCAAACGCACCUGGUGGCCGGUUCCGCGUGUCCAUCCGCCGCGAGAACGUGCCGAUCUCGCCACCGGGUUGCAUCAGCGCCGAAAAGGAAGUUGUCUGCGAGAAACGGCAGGGCGCUAUUGGACGUUUGGUCCUUCUGCUCGAGGACAACAUGGCCCACCUCGGCAUCCGUCAUAUCAGUAUAAUCCCCACGACUCUGGACCAGGCGUUUCUGCGCAUUGUGGGAAACCAUGAAGAAAUAGAGGACUUGGAUGCGGAUGCGGCACCGAGAUCGUGUUUUUCGUUGGCUCGUUGGAUGCCAACCUGGGUUGCUCCACGUGGGAAACGCUAG
Purpureocillium takamizusanense is the source of this 537-nucleotide messenger RNA. RefSeq lists its product as uncharacterized. The coding region runs from base 1 to 537 and encodes 178 amino acids. Lineage: Eukaryota; Fungi; Ascomycota; Sordariomycetes; Hypocreales; Ophiocordycipitaceae. The record is from RefSeq and is a predicted model, not a curated record. The transcript has a single exon.